Molecule: messenger RNA, 6705 nt
Organism: Corythoichthys intestinalis (scribbled pipefish)
Lineage: Eukaryota; Metazoa; Chordata; Actinopteri; Syngnathiformes; Syngnathidae
Product: homeobox-containing protein 1-like
Exons: 10
Coding region: 194-1324 (376 amino acids)
Biological process (GO): positive regulation of DNA-templated transcription
Cellular component (GO): nucleus
Molecular function (GO): double-stranded telomeric DNA binding
Source: RefSeq, a predicted model, not a curated record
CAUGGCGUCUGUCUCGCGGACAAAAGACGAACGUCUCUGACGGUGGGCUCAAACCAAUUACAAUAAAGAGGAAUUUUUUUUAAACAGGGGAAACUUAAUGUAAUUACGAGUGUCCGGGCGCAAGGGAUACAACACAGAAACCCUCAUGUUACAACUGACAUCUUUGGACGACUGUCUACAGCAAUAAAGAAGGAUGUUCCAGCAGUGUGAGGAGCCUCGCUUUACCAUCGAGCAGAUCGACCUCCUGCAGAGGCUCAGGAGGACGGGGAUCGGCCACGCUGAGCUCCUCCAUGCCCUGGACACCUUGGAGCACCUCGACCGCCCUCAAAGGCGCGACUCAACCCACCGCCUGUCUUCCACCGCCGCCACUCAGACCGUCUUCCCCGACAGCCGAUUGUCGCCGAGUAGCUUCGAUGUAACGUCGCCUGUCGCGACAGCCGUUCAAACCAAUGGGAAAAUGUCGCCACUGCCCAGGUUUCCUCUUGUAGGCUACAGCUACGAGACUGGAGAUGAUGACACGGAUGUUGAAGAGAAAGUGGAAGACUUGAUGAGGAGAGACACUGGCGUCAUCAAGGAGGAGAUCAAGUGCUUCCUAGCCAACCGGCGCAUUUCCCAGGCCGUAGUCGCGCAAGUGACGGGAAUUAGCCAAAGCCGCAUCUCGCACUGGUUGCUGCAGCAAGGUUCCGACCUCAGCGAGCAGAAGAAACGAGCCUUCUUCAGGUGGUACCAGCUGGAGAAGACUAGCCCCGGUGCCACGUUGGGCUUGCGUAGCGCCCCGUUAGCUCUGGAAGAUGUGAUGAUGGAUUGGCAGCAGGCUCAGCCCACAUUUUCCCCCGCUCCAGGGGGUUUCCGCCUGCGCAGGGGCAAUAGAUUCACCUGGAGGAAGGAAUGUCUGGCCGUCAUGGAGAGCUACUUCAGCGACAAUCAAUAUCCCGACGAAGCGAGGAGGGAGGAGAUCUCCAUGGCCUGCAAUGCCGUCAUUCAAAAACCAGGAAAGAAGCUGAUGGACUUUGAGAAAGUUACGCCUCUCAAAGUGUACAACUGGUUUGCUAACCGCCGCAAGGACAUGAAGAGACGUGCCAAUAUUGAAGCCGCCAUCUUGGAGACGCACAGCAUCGAUGCCCCCAGUCCCGGAGAACAGUCAAAUGGCGAUGACGGCGACGUCAACGAGUUCCCCGAACAGGUUCCCACACUGCUGCCUAGCUGGAUGGUCGUCCUGGGCCGCGGAGGCUCGUCCGAGACGAAGAGUUCGGAAAAAACUGCCGACGAGGUGGACUUGACGUUGGUUAGCGACAUCAAGACGGAGGCGAUAGAAGACGACUGAAAAGAGCAGCAGAAGCAGCAGCAGAAGAAGAAGAAGAUGGAGAAAUGAUGGAAUGGAAGCGGCGAGGUUCCAGAAGUCUACCUUGCUCUUGCUCCUGCGGUAAGCUGACAGCGUUGGACGAUGGCGGCGUUGGCGGUGAGGGACAGUAGGUAGAGGGAGACGAAGCCGGACGCGGAAGUGUGCGGUGAUACGCAGACGGCAUGAAGAUGUCUUGCUGACUCUCCCAGCGACCCUAAAAACCACACAAGUGCAGUGUAAAGAAGCUUUGGCAAAUUUUGUCCAGUCCAUUUGGACGUUUAUGCCAGUCAAUGGCACUGAAAGAGAUAAUUCAGCAUGUACAGUGGGGAGAACAAGUAUUUGAUACACUGUCAAUGGGUUUUCCCAUUGGCAGUGUAUCAAAUACUUGUUUUCCCCACUGUAUGUUACCUUGUCUUCCAGCAGGCAGGUGGUGGACAAGUCUUGUCUACUUCCAGACAGCUGCGAUCAGACAAUAUAUUACUUUAUUCCAGUAAAUCUAAUCAUAGUUGGUAAAUUUAUGACUUUUACCCUGUUAACAGAUGGAGAACUCAGACUUCGCCGGUUGUUUCGUCCUCUGGCGGCGAGUUGCUCCUUCACCGUCACCUCCUUCAACACACGAAUAAAGAAGUGUUCAUGCCAAUUAAAAAUGAAUUACAUAUUUUGCUUUUUUUGUGUGCGUUAAGAAAGUACAAAACUCACCCAAACAUUAUAUUUUUGAAACAUUAAGAAAAAAAAAUCUCCCAAAUAAGUUAUUUGUCAGUCCUGAACCAGAAAUAUUUAGGGGGCUAAUGAUUUUGCAGUACAUAAGAGUCAUAUUUUAGAAAUUUUGCAAAGCCUGGUGGUAGAGAAGCCCACCAUGUUUUUUCCUUCCAUCCAUCAUCUACCGCUUAAUUGUGUGUGUGUGUGUGUGUGUGUGUGGGGGGGCUGCAUUUGAAAAAAUGUUGAGUCGACAAUAUUUUUGAAAGUAUGACUAUUAUGUGUUAUUAUAUGCUAUUUAUUAAGAAUACUUAAACGUAGAGUGUUACAAAAAGGCAGCCUUGAAAUACAAUGUUAACAAACAAAAAUUCAAUGAAAUUCAGUGCAAUGGCAAAGUGCUGGGACAGGGUUUGCCAAUUAAUUUGACCAUCUUGGGAGGGAUUGAAUAUGAAAUGAUCAAAUGAGGAAAUGAUAAAUGACAUGUGACUGGAUAGAUUGUGAAAAGACAGGACAACAUAUGAUUCCGAGGAAAGGAUGGGAAAUGAAAUGAUUAAAUGUUAUUUUUGGUAGCCCUUUUAAUUUUUGUCGUAGUCUUUUGGACCAAUAUACUGAUUAGAUUUAGUCAUAUUUUAGUCAUUUCAAAUUGUGUUAGUCUUCCUCUAGUUUUUGUCCUUGUUUAUGUCCAGAAAUGAAUAACAAUUUCAAAUGGACAUUGACAGACGAGCAUAUAGUAGCAUCCACAAGGACAUCGCUAACUUGGUGAUAAUAAUACACAUUUAGCAGGAAAACAGUACGUUACUAAUAGAGGUGUGCAAAAUUUCCGAUUCUUAGAUUAUUCGCGAUUCGGCCGUGGAAGAUUCGAGAACGAUUCACAAACAUCCAAAUUCCGAUUAUUGAAAUAUGCCAAGUAAAGCGGAAGUACAACACACUCAGCGCGCCGCGCGGUCAAUGAGCAACGGAGCGAGAGUAGCUAAACAUCAUGCUUCUCAUUACCCAGCCCCUCGGGUAAUGCCAAUGCUCAACUCACGGCUCUAGCUCAACUCAUGCCACGAGAUAAAAAAACACAACAACAUACCUGAAGCUGCUACAAAAGUACGUUAUCCACAUAAUGUUACGGUAGAUAUCAUUUAUAUAAGACUAGAUGCACUACGGUAGCGGUAGCUUUUGUAGCACAUCUACAAAAAGCUAGAUGCAGACGUAGUAAAUGGCCGCCAUCUUAAAUCAGUACACUUCUCUGCAAGGCUGUUGUAGCGAACCUUCCAAGCAAACCUAAUUAACUUUUUAUCUAAAAUACUCCUAAAUCGGUAAAAUAUUGACUUGAAUCUAUCUUUAAAAUAGUUUUAAAAUUUUCACAUGUCGAAAGUUGACAAAAGGGAAAUUAUGGAUUAACGGGAGCAAUUUUAACAACUUUAACGGUUGAUUCGCAACAUUAAAUUAAUUGAAUGUAGUUUAAAGCUGCUGAUACAGAAUGGGGACUGGAGUUUUUUAUUUACUGUUAUUUUUGUAUAUUUGUUUACUGCUAUAUGUUAACUUGAUACUGAAAUAGUAGUUUGGUUUAGCCUGAGAGUAUUUUUGAACAAUUUUGGAACAAAUGUACAAAAUAUUUUACAAAAAUGCAUCAAUAAUCGUUUUAGAAUCGAAUCGGACCAUCUGAAUCGUAAUCGUAAUCGAAUCGUUAGGUGCCCAAAGAUUCCCAGCUCUAGUUACUAAUUCUAACCACUUGGACGCCAUGAAAUGUAUGCAAAAAAAAAAAAAAAGUAAAGGAAUUUAAGACUACGCUCCCCAUGCUAAAUGCUAAUGCUAACGCGAAUGCUUUGCUAACACUACGAGUUACAUUUAGUGUGUGAUGAUCACUCAGUACAGACCUUUUAAGGGGAAAGUACCAUUGCAUAAUCUCUCUUGCAAACAUAGGAAAACAAAUCUUAUAAUGUACUUCAAAUCACGCAAGCCUGGAGCCUAGCCUAGCCUGGAGCACAUCCCAAACACCAGUAAAGGGAUAAGGGGGGGGGGGGGCGUAGCACAAGUAACAUGAGUUACACGACUCAAAGACUGCUACGAUGCAGGCUAACGUACUACACGAACAAUAAGAAAAUUUCACGCAUUGUAAACAUAUGACAGAAACUAUUUCGCAUUUUCGUUUCGUUGCCGACUCGUCAGACGAGAUCUGCCAUUUGUCCCGACAUGUUUUAGUCCUCCAAGACACGAUUUUAGCUCGCCAUCGACAUGAAAAGAAUUGACGAAAUAUUUGUUACAGUUGUCCGAUAAUGACCAUUUAAUAACGAUAACUUUAAAUACGAAAACGAUAUUCCGAAAUUGUCAAACUCAAAAAAUCCGAUACCGAUAUAUGCGGUCGUGGAUUUAACGUAUUAUGGCUAAUUGUAUUGUGAUGCCCAGGUGAAAUGGUCGUUCACAUAAGCAUCCUAAUUUGGAGACACCUAAUGGUCAAGAAGUAUAACUGGUGUGCUAAGCCCUGACCAGCCCUUGUACAAAGGCAGAAGGCUUCCAUGUACAUUCAUUUUGAAGGCAACAUGUGUAUUGGCCCAAAACCGAUAAUGAAAAACCGAUAUUGACAUCAUCAAAACAUCAAUGGAUGAGAGGUUAGGAUGGGAUGUGACAUGACAAAAUAGGGAAACCAUUGGAUGAAACAUGAUGGGACAGGAGUGUAAUAUGACGGGAAGACGCAAGACAGGACAGGCAUUUUGAGCCAGGCAGGGAUAAUGGUAUUUAAAUAGUACAGAGGUGAUUGGUUUAGUCGUAUACCUGUCUGAGUCUGUCAAGAGUAAGGAUGUUCUCAAGACUGAGCACACUGCGCAAGUACUUCUCAAUAGCAGCUUCGUCAUCGGCCGACUCGCUGCUGUGAGCGUUAGCGGCGAGGCGGGCCAGCAUCUCCCUGUCCUCUGAUCCAGGGGAGUCCUAACGAAAAGGAAAAAAAAUACUCUUGACUCUCAAAAAGUUUGAGAAACCCUGCUUUAGUGGUGGGCAUCCUUACCCCUGGGAUGUUGGAGACCACCUCAAAGGUGACGCCACAUCCAGGGAUGGUGCUGCGCGCGGACAUCCUCCUGAGGAAGUUGUGCGCGAAGCCCUGACGCCCGGGGUUGACGUUGACGCAGAUUCUCUUCCUCAGCACUAGCUGCAUGUCGGCCGGGUGGCUGAGCUGCACCACCGUGCGCACGGUGAGGUACACCCGGCUGUCGGGCCAAGCGCCCCCGCGGCUCAGCUGCGGGCACUCGUGGACGGUGGAGUCCCACGAUGCUUCCGCCUUCACCUGGGAACAAGACGAAGCUCAAUUAAGCGAGCUCUGAAUCGCAACGCAUUCUCUCUUUACCUCGCCGUCGUAGUGUUUGACGAUCUGUAGGUCAAAGAAGUCGUCCUCGUCUUCGCCGAUGAGCGUGGCGUCCCAGCCUCCCGCGUCAGGUACCUCAAACUGGUCUUGGGAGCUCAAGUCGUCAGCUGGAAACACAAAUCGAAAGUACCAUAAUUUAUAUACAGCAGGGAUGUCAAAGUCAUCGUAGCUAUAGCUUCUUACAGAGGGUCCUUUUUACAGAUGUUUUAAACAUGUUACUUCAGAAUGUGAAUUAUUUUUUAAACAAUAUUUUGUCCCAAAUCUAUUUGACAUGUGUUUGAAAAUACCUGUAUCCAUAAAAAUAUAAAGUGAGUAAAGUACUUCCUAUACCAAAAGGUUUUGACAUACGUUUGAGGUUGAGAAAGAGGACUGGAAUGUGAGUCUCCAUUCCUGGGAGUGGAACCCUGUGGACAAAAACAAAAGUUUAUUAACGUGACCAUCAGCAUUGAUGAAAGUCUCUUUCAUGAAAUUUAAAGUUGAACACACAUUGGGUAAAAAAAAUGCAUUAAAAAAAAAAAAAAAAACCUAAACAAACCAUUCUGCAGGGGCUCCUGGAAUACCACUGCCUGCUGAUGGCACCAUGACGGCGUUGCGCUCUUCUGUCAGUGUCAAGCGCCAUUCAAGCAGCUGCGCUUCCCUCUCCAUGUCGUCUUCAGUUUUUUCUGCAUGCCGACACUCAGGAUUAAGAUUUAUAAAAUAAUCAGAACAUAACCGUCUAAUAUUUUGCCUACCUGCUUUGCUAACCAGAUUUUGCAAGUGCUGGUCCAAGUAUUCCUGCCUCUUGGUGAGCGCUGCCAACCACUGACGUCGCAAACGUUCCAGGUCUCUCUCCUACAAAACAAAAUGGAUAGUCAACUCAAUUUCACAAAUUCCAUGUUUUUUGGUCUUUAGCACCAGCCAAAAACUGCACAUUGAAGAGGGGAAAAACAUAUACGAGUAGUGGUGGAUGAUAUGGCAAAAAAAUCAUAAUCUAAAUUUGUUGGAAUUAACCCUUUAAGUAACCCUACAAAAUAACUACCGGUAUCCAAAAAGUCCAAAAGUAUUGUAUUUUGUUUAAUGAUGGAGGAUACACUGCCCUCUGGUGGCAGCACUGGAUCUGGCCAGAGUGUUGCCUUAUGACUGAGGAGAAGACUCUCGUCUAGCAUGGAUAAAGGACAGCUGCGCUCUGGUUUGACCCACAUAAGGCUGUAAGUUGUUUCAGCUAAUACAUGUUUGUGUGUGCAUUUGUAAUUAAGUCUACAGCUACAGUUUGUUGAGUUCGAUAUGAAAAUUGUAAAUAAGUUAGUAAUUGUAGCAUUUAAGAUAGCAGACUUUUGUUAGGCAA